This is a messenger RNA of Diatraea saccharalis (sugarcane borer), 587 nucleotides long. Lineage: Eukaryota; Metazoa; Arthropoda; Insecta; Lepidoptera; Crambidae. The record is from the annotation of a GenBank genome assembly.
UGGUAACCUACGUGACUUGACCUGAGUAGACAGGAAUAUCAAAUAAUGAGAACAUCACUCCCCACUUGCAAACAAUAGUAUAAAAAAGUUAAGAUUACUCAUAUGUAAUACCAAAAUAUUUUUCAUUUAAAUAUAAUUUCUUAAUAUUUAGCAUCAUAUUUCUAGAUGAAAUCAAUGCAAUUCUUUGUAUUAUAUUUUGUAAAAAGGAUCCUCUUAGAAAUAUAUCUUAUGUUGAGUAUAUAUUUGCAGAAAAGCAUGUUGUGUUGUGGGUCGUGCCUGACGGAAAUUGCGCGUCGUGAACAUAUCUUCGCCAUGUCCAGCGAUGGCGUACACUCCAACUACACCAACCUAGGCGGGUUUAUGCACGACGUAGUGACAGUAUCGAGCGCGGGUAACGUGGUACUGGACGGCGGCGCCUCCGCGCAAUACUCGUGGUUCCCCGGGUACACCUGGACCAUAGCACUGUGCCGGUCAUGUGCCGCACACGUCGGGUGGAGGUAACAUAAUCAACCUUUUAACUAGUCAGCGCAAUAAUCGAGGUUCCCUCGUCAUAAUUAACGAGAUACCUGUUAAGAGGGAAUACAUUC